Leptosia nina is the source of this 792-nucleotide messenger RNA. The record is from the annotation of a GenBank genome assembly. NCBI's taxonomy places the organism in Eukaryota, Metazoa, Arthropoda, Insecta, Lepidoptera, Pieridae.
AUGAAUCAAGAUGUUUUGCCCCAUGCACCCAGUAGAGGCAAUAAAAAGUGGGACAGGGACACUGUACUUCCGUUUAUUUUAUUACCACUUCUAUUCAUUAUUGGUACUGUAUCCCUUACGGUGACAAUAAUUGUUAUGCUUUUCAUUGGAAUGGGGACAUUGUAUGUACUGUCCCGUCCAAGACAGAAAAACAGAUCGCCAUUCUUCUAUUCAUGGACAUUAUCGUCAGGAAUAUGCAUGUUUCUUGUAUAUGAACUUGGUGUAUUAUCAAUGUUACAGAUCACUCAAUUAGAGAACUUUAUAUUUUUAGUACUAUUAGCUGGAAUGUGUUAUUGUUUUUAUAAGAUGAAAGCGAUAGCCGAAUUUGAGUUAUAUCUAGGCUCCAAAGGCAAGGAAUACAGUCCAGUAUUAACAUCAGAUUCAUAUUACUGCCAAGUGUGUCAAUUAGAAGUAAAUGAAAGGUUUUUUCACUCAAUUUGGUGGGAUUGUUGUGUUUUUAGACCUAAUUACUUAUAUUUCCUGUGUGGGCAGAUCUUUGCUCUGGCAACAUUGUUUCUUGGUGCUAAUUUGGGUCUAACUACAGUAUGCCAUCCAGCAAUGUUGUACGGAUCUAUAUUGAUACCCCAGGAUUGUAAUGGGGUAUAUUUUGAAUUCAACUAUGCGUUAUGCUUUGUUGCUUGCGUCUACGCAAUUGGAUACUUAUUAGUAAUUGUACUGGUUUUAUUACGGCAGUUAUUUGUAUACCUUCCGAAAUAUAUCGAGCCGAAGUGGAAAAGACUGAUUAAUGUUUGA